AUGGACCUGGAUCUGUUCUACGGCUCAGGGCCUCCGCCUAGGUACGAAUUGGAGUCUGAUGAUGAAGACUCCGCACCUUCUACGCCUUCCUGGAAGCCUGCUGUAGAGGGAACGCCGGUUAAGCAUCGACCUAUGCUCGUAUUCUUAGGCGAUAUGGGUGCGACAUGUCUUGCAGCGUGGCUGCCUACGAACCACCUCUUGGUGACAGAGCGUAUCAAAGGCCCACAAGGUGUUUGGGCUGUGAUUCAUACACCAACUGACUCUAUGAGUCCCAUUCUAGUGUACAUUGCGCAGCCAGAUACAGUGCCACUGGCGGCCCAAGCGUCUUUGACCCAAGCCCUUUUGCAGCAAUGGCUCCCUUCGAGUAUUACUCUCUUCCAAGCCUAUGCACCGACUCUCUACAUGCAUGGUUCAAAUCCGCCUUCCAAGCCCAACAGUGCAGAAGCGCCUGUUCGUUGGCUUGCCUCCUCCACCACAUCGGUGCCAACAGCUUCAUGGCUUCAGCGUUGGGAGGCGCCCAAUACCCUAACGGGCUGUGCUGCCGCAUUGAUGAUGCAAGCUGUAUACCUUUCCACGCCUGCUGUGAUCUAUUGCCUACCCACAGCACGAGCUGUACCUCACCCUACUUUCCAACCGGCCCUGAUACCAGCAGCUGCGCCGCAUGCUGUGUCGUCCAGCAGCCCCGAAGAAGCAUACCAGCGCGUGUCUCACUUGGUUAAUGACAUGGAUGUUCGUACAGCCCGUAUGUCGGCAUCUAUUUUCCCUUCGUCAGUCUCUCAGGAUCCAUCUUCGCCUGUAUCGGCUCCCACCCUAUGGCAUACGGCUUGGCAAGCCCUCACCCAUACCCGCACGCCAUCAGGGGCCAUCGGUGACGGUGGCAUACAGAUUUGA
This is a messenger RNA of Malassezia pachydermatis, 891 nucleotides long. RefSeq lists its product as hypothetical. Bases 1 to 891 code for a protein of 296 amino acids. The record is from RefSeq and is a predicted model, not a curated record. The transcript is spliced from 2 exons. NCBI's taxonomy places the organism in Eukaryota, Fungi, Basidiomycota, Malasseziomycetes, Malasseziales, Malasseziaceae.